This is a messenger RNA of Panicum virgatum (switchgrass), 738 nucleotides long. RefSeq lists its product as uncharacterized. The record is from RefSeq and is a predicted model, not a curated record. Lineage: Eukaryota; Viridiplantae; Streptophyta; Magnoliopsida; Poales; Poaceae. The coding region runs from base 38 to 376 and encodes 112 amino acids. The transcript has 2 exons.
UCUGUGCUAACCAACCAAGAAAGCUAAGGCAGCAGAAAUGGCAGUUAAUAAGCUCCCUUUCGUAGCUGUGGCGAUGCUCUUGCUCGUCGUGCACUGCGAGAUUGGCCAGGGACUGCCGCUGAGGCACACCACUGCAGCUCUUGGUCUGGGUACCAAGAAAUUGUCCGGAGGAUCGCCUGCUGCUGCUGUCGAAGCUACCUCUGAUAAAUCUGCGGAAGAUGAGAAGUUUGCUGCGCUCAUCCCAUUCAUAGCACGAUUUGUGGCGCUACACUUCUCAGGCUUGGUCCUGUCGCACCCCUGUGUCGGUCGCGUUGCCGACCAAUGUGGCUGGAAUGUUUCUGUGACAUGCGUCAAGAAGGCUGUCUCCAAAUGCUGAGCACACAACAAGCUGCUGCCACCGUCCCGGAAGUCAAGUUACCCAGAGUAUCAUCUCAAUAUAUUGUUAAGAGUUUGUGUAUGUGUACCGAACAUAUAGAGUCGGUAGUAAUAAAUAAUUGUGGGCUUAUUAAUUGCUCCAUCUACUAGUUCUACAUAUGUAUAGAGUAUCAUUUGAAUGAAUUAUUAAGAGUAUGUGUACGUAUACCGAACAUAUUGAGUCGGUGGCAAUAAAUAAUUAUGUACUUAAUUGCUCAACAUACUAGUUCUACACAAGUCUAGAGUAUGUCUCAAUGAAUUGUUAAUGGUAUGUGUAUGUAUACCGAACAUAUCGAGUCGGUGGAAAUAAAUAAUUGUGGACCU